Labrus bergylta (ballan wrasse) is the source of this 2058-nucleotide messenger RNA. RefSeq names its product short coiled-coil protein B. NCBI's taxonomy places the organism in Eukaryota, Metazoa, Chordata, Actinopteri, Labriformes, Labridae. The record is from RefSeq and is a predicted model, not a curated record. Gene Ontology annotation, cellular component: trans-Golgi network.
CUGAAGUGGACAUAACAGAACACAGAUGGUGUCCGACACAAGCUGUGGGAAUGAACUGCACGAAUUAACACAAAUUAACGUGGAUUAGAGCCGGCGAUAUUUUGCGGAGAAAAUAUUGUUUAUUCACGUUGUAAGUGUCCCUAGACGUCGCAGCCCUGCAUUCCAAAAAGGAAGACGAGUACUUCACCAUGAGCUCAGACGAUGGUGACAUGGAGAACCAGGCUGAGCUCGAAGAGAAGACGAGGCUCAUCAACCAGGUGUUGGAGCUGCAACACACUCUAGAGGAUCUGUCUGCCAGAGUGGACGCUGUCAAAGAAGAGAACCUGAAGCUGAAGUCGGAGAACCAGGUUCUAGGUCAGUACAUCGAGAACCUCAUGUCGGCCUCCAGUGUCUUCCAGACCACCGACACCAAGAGCAAACGAAAGUAAGGAGAACAUGGAGAGUCUGACCCUUGACCCUGCUCCCCCCACACACAAACACACUCACACACACACGCACACACACGCACACACACACGCACACACACACACACGCACACACACACGCAUGCUGACACACAUUCCAAAACCUGAACCCACAACGCCAUGGAGGAUGGAUUCUGAACAUCUACGUCAUGCACCCUUUAGAGCUGCCUCAAACACCUCAAGUUAACAUGCAUCAUGGCUGGUCUGAUCACAGGUGGACAGCUCACUUCACACCUGUAAUCAGACUUCUCUUCUGAUUGGAUCCCAUUUCCUCGUUCUAUAUUCAUAUAAACUUUUUAUUCUUUUCAAUUAAGAAAGAAUGAACUCAUUUUAUAAGAGUGUGAUGCAGUACAGUGAUGUGUGAGACCUGUGAUGCAGACUGGAGCUUUUUUUUUUUUAAGAUGAGAUAUCUUUAAAAAGGAAAACCUGGGCCAAAAAAGGGCAUGAUGAUAACCUUAAUUUUCAAGUUACAAACUGCUAAUCACUUAAUUCCAACUAUAAAAAAGCAAACAAAUAGGAAGAGUAACAUAAAAACAAUCAGAUCAAAUAUCUACACACAGACAGUGUUGACCUAAAAUAUUUAAUACGGCUUUUUAAAACACUCAGGGUUAUAAGAUUGAAAGAUUGUGAAUGUGAUAGGUGCAGAAAAACUAAACUUUUUUUUAGAACAACAUGCAAGUUCGUUAAAAAAUGGCUCAUUAAACUAAAACCUUGCGAUGUCCGAGAGUGGGUGUGUACUUAAAGCCGGCCAAUUCAGCGUCAAAUAUGAACUGAAGGUUUGUAAUAAAACGACAGGUUGUAAUGAACCUCAAUGCACCAUGAUACAUGCUGUCCAGAAUAGAAAGACGUUACAGACAGUUUCAUCAAUAAGUAUUCAAAGGGUAGACUGCAAGUGUUUGUUUCACACACUUACAAAUCCUUCUAUGCUCUUCAGCUUAGCUCUCCUGGUCUGAGCUCUCAUCUCUUAAAGAGUCGUAGGAGCAUCCACACCUGUACUUGUAACAUGUCCACUUGUGAUCAGAAGUUUGAAGCAGGUGUAAAUAAGGUGUAAGCCUCAAAGAUGUUUCUCAGUCUGCAAAUCUCAUUAGAGAAGUUGUCCACUAGUUGGCAGUGUUGAAUUUAUCUCAAUGAAACCUUUUUUCAUUCUGAAAGAUCUGUCAGAACGUGAAAGACCCACAUUUAAGCUAAACCUUUCAGCUAAGAUAUCAACAGACAUGUUAUAAAAAUGUAACACAAUAUGAGAACCGUGAGAACAUUUACAACCCAGAUUAGAAUAUCGGCUUCAUCACAUGUCCAUGUUUCAGGACCUGGGGUUCAGAGAUGUGCAGUUAUCUAAUCCUUAAAUAAUUCACCAGUUCUAAACAUACAGCUGUGAGGUGGGUGAACAGAAAACAAAACUUUAUAAAUUAAUCAAUGGAAUAGACGACAGCCUGAAAUGUUCACAUAGUUACGUGCUCUUGUUGUGUGCUUGUUGGCUAAAAACUGGACUGGUGCUUAAAUCAUAGCAUCGAUCAGAUUAGAGAGAUUGCAGUGAAGGAAGUAAAACAGAAACUGAACAGAAGUGAUUAUUAUAGAAAUGUCUUCAACAGCAUGU